Messenger RNA from Aureobasidium uvarum, 498 nucleotides. The record is from the annotation of a GenBank genome assembly. NCBI's taxonomy places the organism in Eukaryota, Fungi, Ascomycota, Dothideomycetes, Dothideales, Saccotheciaceae.
AUGAAGUCCACAACCAUUAUGCUAUCGGCCAUGUCUGCACUGCAAGCAAGUGCAGCACCUACACGUUUCCAUGCACCACGUCUCAACGCUACGGUAUCAUUUCCAUACAAUGGCACCGCGUACGACCCUCUUCCGUCAUCAGCAUACCUUGCCAAACUGGAAGGUGCUCUUUCAGAUCUCACCAGUUCAACUCUAUCAAUACUCCUUGGCUCUUCAACAACAAUGCUGGGCUAUGGCUUCUGCGGACUGGCCAUGCCAGCGGAAUCAUGGGAAACAUGUACAGACUUUGCUGUAAUUGGCGGCAGUGUUGUUGGCCUCUCGCAUCUCGUGAUCUGGAAAUUUCCAGAGAUCCUCAACGAUUUCCAUCUCUAUGGCUCGACGGCCAGACCUUGGGAAGAUGUUCCUGCCGCUUGGGGCGAGGGCGAAGGUCCUGAUGCUAAAGUUGAAGUCAAGCCUCGCGUGGAGCUUGUCAAUGCAAACUUGGGUGCAUGGCCUUGA